Molecule: messenger RNA, 684 nt
Organism: Pediculus humanus corporis (human body louse)
Lineage: Eukaryota; Metazoa; Arthropoda; Insecta; Psocodea; Pediculidae
Exons: 5
Coding region: 1-684 (227 amino acids)
Biological process (GO): positive regulation of mitochondrial fission
Cellular component (GO): mitochondrion
Source: RefSeq, a predicted model, not a curated record
AUGGCUAACUACUACCGAUGUUUUAGUAAAUUAUUAACUGCAGCAUCAGGCGUAGGAUCUGGAGUAUUAAUCGUUUAUUAUGGUUUAUUGCAAAAUGAUAAAAAUAAAGUUUAUGCUUCGGCAAAUACAACGUCCCAGCCACAACGCCAUGGAAUAGCAGUUCAUAAAUGGGAUUCUAAUUGGGACCGGAGGAAUCCUGCAAGCAUAUUAGAAAGCAAGGGAAUCUCAGAGGAAGAUAAAGGAUAUCAAAAUGAAUUGGAAAAACUAAUACCAAAAUCAACUCGCCAUAUAUUUCUUAUUAGACAUGGCCAGUAUAAUUUAGAUGGAGCUACAGAUAAAGAUAGAUAUUUAACACCUUUAGGAAGAAAACAAGCUGAAUACACAGUCUUUAAAUUCAAAUAUUUUUACCAAGAUGGUCCUCGAAUUGAAGCAGCAUUUAGAAAAUAUAUUCACAGAGCUGAUGUAUCUCAAACAGAAGAUUCAUAUGAUAUUCUUGUAAGCCAUGCAAAUGUAAUUAGAUAUUUCGUAUGUAGAGCCUUACAAUUUCCUCCUGAUGCUUGGUUGCGAUUCACUAUUCAUCACUGCAGCAUAACAUGGAUAGUAAUUACACCAACUGGACGAGUUAUUGUUCGUGGACUAGGAGAUUCUGGUCAUAUUCCGUCUGAAGCCGUCACUAGUAAUUAG